AUGAAGUCUGCGCUGUAUUUGUGUUUGUUGCUUCUUGGAUUACAAGUCCAGGGUCAACUGAAGUCCAACCUCAACGAUGAGCAGCAGGAACAAGAAAUAGCCCAUUUCUCAGAAGACCAUUCCCAGGCUGAAGGUGAAAACUCACCUCACGCCAAGAUUGCCCCCAGCAAUGCCGACUUUGCAUUUAGGGUUUACAAGCAGAUCAGAGAAGAGACAGGCAACAAGAACAUUUUCUUCUCUCCUUUGAGUAUCUCCACUGCCUUUACAAUGCUCUCCCUGGGGGUCAGAUCAAACACUCUCAGUCAGCUGCACAAAGGCCUCGCCUUCAAUCUGACAGACAUGGAGGAGCAGGAGAUCCAUGCUGGAUUUCAGCGCAUCCUCCAGCUGCUCAACGACCCUCACCGAGAAGACCAGUUGAGCAUGGGCAACGCCCUGUUCGUAGACGACCGACUGAAACUGCUCAAAAAAUUUUUGGAUGAUGUGAGAAAUCUGUAUUAUUCUGAAGCUACUUCUACUAGCUUCCAGAAUCCUCCAGAGGCUAUAAAGGAAAUCAAUGAGUACAUAGAAACAAAAACUCAUGGGAAAAUUGUUGAUUUCCUCCAGGAUCUUGAUCCACAGACCGUGAUGGUUCUGGUUAACUACGUUUUCUUUAAAGGUUACUGGGAAAAACCUUUCAGCCCUUUGUCCACCAGGGAUGCUGACUUCAUGUUGGAUGCUAAAAAUUCCGUAAAAGUCAAAAUGAUGCAUGAAAAGAAACACUUUAAUAUCCAUAGAGAUGAGAAGUUGUCUUGCUGGGUAGUAGAAAUCCCAUACAAAGGAAAUGCUACUUCAUUGUUCAUUCUGCCUGAUGAAGGGACAAUGAAGCAAGUGGAGGAUGCUCUGCUAAAAGAGACAGUGUCUAGCUGGUUGAAAUCACUUGAAUACAGAGAAAUCUACCUGGACCUUCCAAAGUUCUCCAUCUCUGGCUACUAUGAUGUUAAGAGCCUUUUUGAAAAAAUGGGUGUGACAGAGGUGUUCAGUGACCAGGCUGAUCUCUCUGGAGUGGCAGAAAAUUCUAAUCUGAAGGUUUCCAAAGCAAUUCACAAGGCCAUGGUGGAUGUCAGUGAGAAUGGCACGGAGGCUGCUGCUGUGACCUUGAUAGAAAUUAUAGCAGAGUCUGCAGAGUUUCCUCCUCCUCCUCAUAUUAAAUUCAACAGACCCUUCCUGAUGAUGAUCAUUGACAAAAGCACUGAUGGCGUCCUUUUCAUGGGAAGAAUUGUGAACCCAACUGCCAAGGAGGAGUAG
Chaetura pelagica (chimney swift) is the source of this 1284-nucleotide messenger RNA. RefSeq names its product alpha-1-antitrypsin-like. The transcript has 4 exons. NCBI's taxonomy places the organism in Eukaryota, Metazoa, Chordata, Aves, Apodiformes, Apodidae. Gene Ontology annotation, biological process: negative regulation of endopeptidase activity. Gene Ontology annotation, molecular function: serine-type endopeptidase inhibitor activity. Bases 1 to 1284 code for a protein of 427 amino acids. The record is from RefSeq and is a predicted model, not a curated record.